Zymoseptoria tritici IPO323 is the source of this 1194-nucleotide messenger RNA. RefSeq lists its product as uncharacterized. The coding region runs from base 1 to 1194 and encodes 397 amino acids. The record is from RefSeq and is a predicted model, not a curated record. Gene Ontology annotation, biological process: proteolysis. NCBI's taxonomy places the organism in Eukaryota, Fungi, Ascomycota, Dothideomycetes, Mycosphaerellales, Mycosphaerellaceae. Gene Ontology annotation, molecular function: aspartic-type endopeptidase activity. The transcript is spliced from 2 exons.
AUGCGAAGACGAGACAACACUGUUUCUGUAACACUCGACAACGAGGCAACACUUUACUACAUGAACGCAUCGAUCGGUACUCCUGGGCAGAACUUCCAAUUACACAUCGACACUGGUAGCAGCGAUCUCUGGGUGAACGUCCCAAACAGUCAGCUUUGCGAACGAUAUAGCUGCGGCGAAUCUGGAACAUACGAUCCAAGGGACUCUUCGACAUACCAAUACCUCAACAGCGAGUUCAACAUCUCUUACGCCGAUGGAUCCGGAUCAUCCGGCGACUACGUGCUCGACAAAGUCGCUUUCGGGGACGUGACACUGGAUAGUCAACAAUUCGGUGUUGGCUAUCAAUCAUCCUCAGAGGAGAGCAUUCUGGGCAUUGGCUACACCCUCAACGAAGUCGCCGUACAAUACGCCAACGGCGGCACAUACCCAAAUUUGCCAGUAAACCUGAUGCUCAACGGCUACAUCAGCACGAACGCUUACAGUCUCUGGCUGAACGAUCUGGACGCCUCCACCGGAUCGAUCCUCUUCGGCGGCGUGAACACCGACAAGUACAUGGGGGAGCUCCAAACCCUGCCCAUCAUCAAGACAUUCGGCUACUACGCCGAAUUCGUCAUCGCACUGACCGCCAUCGGCGGAAACGGCACAGACGGUUCCAUUGCCAACAACAUCAACCUGGGCGCUCUCCUCGACUCCGGUAGCUCUCUCACCUACCUUCCCAACGAUAUCACUCAAACCAUCUACAACCAAGUCGGUGCCUCCUACGACGCGGAGCAACAGGUCGCGAUCGUCGACUGUGACGUUGCUAACUCGGACGCCACUCUCGACUUCACCUUCUCCUCCCCUACGAUCCGUGUGCCGAUGAACGAACUCGUCAUCCUCGCUGGCUACCGCGGUCGGCAACCCAUCUGCAUCUUCGGUAUCGCACCAGCCGGUGGCAGCACGCCUGUUCUCGGCGACACCUUCCUCCGCAGCGCGUACGUGGUCUACGAUCUGACUGGUAACACCAUCUCCCUUGCGCAGACGAAGUUCAACUCCACGACCGACUCGAUUUUGGAGAUUACCAACUCGACCGGUGUGCCCGGUGCGACGGAGGUGCAGAAUGCGGUCACGAGUGUUGCAGUUGCGACGGCCAAAGCCGCCUCCUCGUCCAUAGCGGUCUCGUCGUCGUCGUCAUCCAUGUCCACAUCCUGCUGA